UCACUUCCGACGCGCGGAGGGCGGGAAUGCCUCUACCUAUCUAGCGUCACAUCCGUUUCGAAUGGUGACUGACAGGACCCGGAUGUUGAUUCCUUCGUCGUGGUUGUGCUUCGAGGUUUGGGGUGAUCCUGCCUAAGGACUUAGGGCCAUAAUGUCAAAACGCAAGGUAACCUUUGAAGAUCAAGGUGAUGAGGAUGAAGAUGAAAUGAGCCUGCCAAAGAAGAAGCUGGUGGAACCUGCAGUUGGAGGGCCUGGCAGCCGCUUUAAGGGCAAGCACUCAUUGGACAGUGACGAGGAAGAUGACGAUGAGGAUGAUGAAGGGCGAGGUAGUAAAUAUGACAUCCUCGCAUCGGAUGAUGUGGAGGGGCAGGAAUCGGCCACCAUUGACUAUGAGGAUGGUGUCCGGAUCACCCCCUUCAAUCUGCAGGAAGAGAUGGAGGAAGGCCAUUUUGAUUCAGAGGGCAACUACUUCUUGAAGAAAGAAGCAGUGAUUCGGGACAACUGGUUGGACAACAUAGACUGGGUCAAAAUUAAGGAACAGCCUCCUGGCCGGAAGAAGCCACUGCUGGCUUCUGCAGAUGUUGAGGAAGAUGAGGAAGAUGAGGAUGACCUUGAAGUUGGCCGCACGCCUUUGGACAAGAAGGCAUUGCUGGAAGGCAUGGUGGAUUUAGUGCAGCCUGGUGAGACGGUGGCAAGAGCCAUCCAGCGGCUCGGAGACAAGGGUGGCCCCAAGAGCAGCAAGCACCAGCGGAGGCCCUGGAGCCGCCUCAAGCCAGAGGGGGCAGAACCCGUGGAGGAAAGUGAGCCCCAGAAACCCGGGUCGCCGGAGCGGAAAGAACAGCUGGAGCGCCUGUCAGGGCUGGCUGACCAAAUGGUGGCGCGAGGAGUAUAUGAGAUCUACCAGGAGACCCGGGAGAAGCUGGCACUGAGGCUCCGAGCGCUGGAUCAUCCUCCUGCAGCUGCUGCUACUGCUGCCGAACCAGAACUCGACAUGUUUGCGGAGGAUAUUGACGAAGCAAAACUGGCGGAGAAGACAGCAGCAGCAGCAGGAAAUGAGUCGCAGCAGCAAGGAAGUGACGAUGCUCUUUCCGAGGUGAUGUGGGAGUAUAAAUGGGAGAACACAAAUGUUUCUGAACUCUAUGGCCCCUUCAGUAGCUCCCAGAUGCAGGACUGGGUAUCCCAGGGCUACUUCCCUGAUGGGGUUUACUGCAGGAAGGCAGAUAAUUCGCAGGGCCAGUUCUACAAUUCGAAGCGCAUUGAUUUUGACCUCUACACGUGAUCAGAACCCGACUCCCACCCCAGAGAGCGCGAGAGAUGCAACUCCACACGACGGCGGCUUGAAAGAACUUGCCGGACUUUAGGGGGUGGGGGCCAGGGGAAGGGAGGGGUGUGUGUGUGUGUUUGUGUUUUUGGAAGGGCAGAGGAAGAGGUUUGACUUGCCAUCCAGCACUGAGGCUGCUUCGUGGUUUGUGAGAAAUUAAAGCAUCAACUUCAACCUGCA
Hemicordylus capensis (graceful crag lizard) is the source of this 1501-nucleotide messenger RNA. It is a transcript of the gene CD2BP2, whose product is annotated as CD2 cytoplasmic tail binding protein 2. Bases 152 to 1279 code for a protein of 375 amino acids. Gene Ontology annotation, molecular function: protein binding. Gene Ontology annotation, cellular component: U5 snRNP. NCBI's taxonomy places the organism in Eukaryota, Metazoa, Chordata, Lepidosauria, Squamata, Cordylidae. The record is from RefSeq and is a predicted model, not a curated record. The transcript is spliced from 7 exons.